ACUGUUAAACUCAGCCAAGUGAGAGUGAGGAAGGAGAACGAUGGUGACUCCACGGGUGAACAUUUACAUCGUUUCACUGUGAAAUGCAGUCCUACCGACCAGGAGGAAUACAAUAUUACCUGUGAUCAAACUUGCACAGUGCUGGAGGCAAUAAAAUCAAGUAAAAAAUAUCAGGAGCUGAUGUUUACAGAUGAAAACAUUGUGAUUCAGUUGGGUAAAGAGGAUAGGGCAUUGGCUGUUGCAACACAUUUUCCUUGUUCUUGUAUCCGUGAAGGUGAGACUCUGAUCUUAUCACUCAAAAAGAAAAAGGUUGAACAGGCCCAACAUUACAAAACGGUGCAUUCAAGAGACAAGUAUUCUGUCUUCUUCAUUGACACAGCUGGAGGACUAAACACUAAAACAAAGAAGCUUUUUAUAAGCAGUGCGGUCAAACAGUUCAAGUAUCUGUGUGUCUAUGGGGAGAAGGGAAUGACUGUGGAAGAGGCUCUUAAAAGAGACGGUCGCUUCAUUGAGGAUCUUAGAAACUUCACUCUGUCGGACAAUAAGAAUCCAAGCUGUCUCCAUAACUGCACAGAAAUAGUUGACAACCUAGAUGGAAAAGAGUUCAAGAUACGUCUUCCACGAAACAAGAGAUCAAAUGAAAGCAUGCAGGAAACCCCGGGUGCAUCAGAUAUCUCACAACAGAGACGUGAGCGUGAAAUGGCAGUCUUAGAGGUACUACAGCAGACAGGAACCAGUGUCAGAGCAGCAGUGGCAAACAAAGACAGAAACAUUGAGGAAAUUCAUGGAAAACUGCGUGAGCAGUUCCCAGGUCUGAAAGAACUGAUGGAGAGUAGAUUCCCUGAUGAUUCUUAUCAGAAAGCACUGGAGCUGAGGAGAGAAGACUUUGGAAAGAUCCAGCGCUCAUUCAGUGAAGUUCACAGAGUCAGAAAACCUCAGAUAAUUUGUAUCACGUGUGUGCGACGUUGCGGUGCUCUCCAAGUCAGGCUUUACCUGUCUAUCUACUUGUUGUCUCUUUUUCCAUCUGGUAGGACCAGAAUUAAGUAUGACAGGGUGACCUUAUUGCAGCUAGGGGAGAUUGGUGACAAGGGAUUCUUCAACCCUAGCGAGAUCGAUAGCUUCUCGGAGCUACAUCGUCAUGGUGGAGUAACACCGAGACAGGCGGCAGCCUGGGGCUCCACCGUCAACCAGAGGCCGCCACGUAAAUGCGUUAGGCGAGGAAGCAUCCAGCGGAGACUCUGGCACCUGGUUCGCCGAGGAAGGCUUCCCCUCCCGGUCAUACUUUUUGCGAACGUACAGUCUCUAGUAAACAAGAUGGACGAGCUCCUGUGCCGAAUAGCUACACAAAGGUAUAUUCAGGACUGUUCUGUGUUGUGCUUCUGUGAAACAUGGCUCGGAGAGACGACACCUGAUGAGGUCAUAACACCGGGGGGCUACAAAGCCUUCAGAGCCGACCGCAAAGCCGCGGACUGCGGCAAAACCCGCGGGGGAGGAACCGCGAUCUUCGUCAAACUGUCCUGGUGUACUGACACGAAG
Messenger RNA from Anarrhichthys ocellatus (wolf-eel), 1536 nucleotides. RefSeq lists its product as uncharacterized. The transcript has 2 exons. Gene Ontology annotation, biological process: DNA replication. Lineage: Eukaryota; Metazoa; Chordata; Actinopteri; Perciformes; Anarhichadidae. The annotation marks the transcript as partial. The record is from RefSeq and is a predicted model, not a curated record. Gene Ontology annotation, cellular component: chromatin; nucleus.